AAGCACAUCCCCCAUUCAAUUGUGCACGAGAUGUUGUGCCACACCUCCGCUACCUCGUUGCAGCUUCUCCUAACCAAGUCAGCUCUGCAAAGUGCAAGACAUCUCUCUCUCUUUCUCUCCAUCCACCUCUCUCUCUCACACACACGCGUAUGAGCAGAGCAGAUGACGAUGAGCUCCUCCAGUAUUAAUAAGCAAGAAGGGCCGAAGCUAUUCAGCUCGAGGAUCCUGUCAAGGGAUCGCUCGAGCGUGGCCAACGCGUCCUUCAGGGUAUACUACAGCCUCGGCGCCGGCACCGUGCCGUUCCUGUGGGAGUCCAAGCCAGGCACGCCCAAGAGCUCCUCCACCCCUGCCUCGGGAGCCAGCGCAGUGCCGCCGAUCUCGCCGCCGCCGCCCUACCAGCAGAAGCCGGUGUCCCAGUCCAUGGCCGAUAAGGCGAAGUUCAGGAGGAGGAGGCCAGCAGCCUCUUCUUGGCCUCCCGGAGGUUGUUGGAUCAUCGGCUGCCUGAACCUGAACGUCAGGAGACGGUCGCCGCAGCCGUCGCCAACGGAUCACCAGCAGCGACGUUGCCUUGGCGUCGUCGACGGCGACGAGCGGCGGUCGCGGCGUUCCACCAUGUGCUUCUGAAUUCUGAUGUGUGUGCUGCCCGGCCGGGACGGACACGGGGAUUAGCUGUUGCACUACGUCGGUGUUAAUUAUAGUUGUUAAGUAUUAGGUUUCUUUUUGAAGAGUGGUACGCGUGUUUGUGCAAUUGGAUUUCAUUGUUUAUGUUCUAUAGGUCGUUGGACUCGUUCCCUUUCCAGUGUUCAGCUUUAUUUGCAUAUAGGCAUGGCAUAUAUAUCAUGUUUGGUUGUUUUAGGUAUUAAUAAGGUCAUUUUUGGUA
This is a messenger RNA of Zea mays, 880 nucleotides long. RefSeq lists its product as uncharacterized. The transcript has a single exon. Lineage: Eukaryota; Viridiplantae; Streptophyta; Magnoliopsida; Poales; Poaceae. Bases 163 to 624 code for a protein of 153 amino acids. The record is from RefSeq and is a predicted model, not a curated record.